This is a messenger RNA of Kickxella alabastrina, 1391 nucleotides long. RefSeq lists its product as uncharacterized. The transcript is spliced from 2 exons. The record is from RefSeq and is a predicted model, not a curated record. The coding region runs from base 300 to 1304 and encodes 334 amino acids. Lineage: Eukaryota; Fungi; Kickxellomycota; Kickxellomycetes; Kickxellales; Kickxellaceae.
CCUUCUGCUUCUCUUUCCAAAUGCAUUCAUUAACCAUUUCGCUCACGUAUUUCCACACUAUCUAUUAUAUCGUUUAUCCUCUCUCAUAGCGCUCUUGUGCUACUGUGCUCUGUUAAUUGUGUAUCUUUGCUCGCCCGCUCGCCCAGACUGCUUGACGCACCGCCGCGACUUUUGCACCGGCAUCAACACACCCAGACCCAGGCCCAGACCCAGACCAUCGACUGCGCCAGUUGCUAGCCAGCCCAGCCCAGACUACAUUACGCCGGGCCGCGCACAAACACACAUUCUCGGCGCCAACAAUGAACACUCAGUCGGACGCAGCCCUCGAUAACGAGCUGCUGUACAAACUCAAGGCCGUGCUCGAGCGGUCGAUCGCAGAUCUGAACAGCGCCGGGGGCGCGGACAUUCAGCUGGAGCACUUUGUUGAUGCAUUUGACACACAGAGCCACACGAUCCACCGGCUGAUGUCGGCAGUGGUCAAGGAGACGCUGGCGCCGCGGCGGCCGUCGGAGUCCAUGUCCCCAUCGGCCAGCCUGCGCGGCACGUCGCUGUACGGCAGCUUCCGCGGCGGCAACUCACCAGCCGUCGACGGCAGUGGGUCGUGGAUGGGUGCAGUCAGGCGCGACCGCAUUCCAUCGGCGAAUGUCGACCUGGACCAUGUGCGCAAUCUGAUGGAGGCGAUUGAGAUUGUGUCGCCGCACAUAGUCGGCUCCGAUGUGGCCGACUGCGGGUCGCCAAUCCCCGAGAUGCGCGGCGGCUGGUCGCUGCCGGGCCAGGCAGGCAGCAGCCUGUCUGAGCAGCACACGCUGGCGGCAGCCUUUGCGGCGCCGGCCACCGACAUCAACCCGCAUGCGAUGCGGCAUCGGCGCACGUCGGCGCAGCCAAUGCACUCUGCUGGAAUUCCAAUCCGGCCGGCGCGCUCGAGGGGCCGCGGCGCGCACAUCGACCCGGUUGAGUUUGCCGAGUACGCUGUUGCGCAUAUGCGGCCCAGUGCGCGGUUCACGCCAAUGGGCCCCGGCUUCCCGAUCGGCUCGGCAGCUGCCAGCGAGCCGCGUGCGUCGCUGCCGCGCUCGUUCCGUGGAACCCACGCUAUGCACUUGCCCAGGCAAGACGCGCUGGACGACAUGCGCCGGGCACCGGGGAUUGCACAGGACCAGGCCCACUACCAUCACCUGCGCAACCAGGGCCAGCCGAUACUAUCUCAGCAGCAAAGUCUGCGGAAUCAGGGCGGCGCCAUCUCGGCCGCAGAGAACGCGUCGACAGGCAACAGCGGUCGCUCGUCGGAAAGCCCUGGCAUGGCCUGAUACCAGUCCAUUGAUCGGCAGCGGCGUGGCACUGGCUCCAUCGCCAUCGCUAUCACCAUUUGGCUUGCAAACACUUUAUAUUUUUAU